Messenger RNA from Necator americanus (New World hookworm), 471 nucleotides. RefSeq lists its product as uncharacterized. The record is from RefSeq and is a predicted model, not a curated record. Bases 1 to 471 code for a protein of 156 amino acids. NCBI's taxonomy places the organism in Eukaryota, Metazoa, Nematoda, Chromadorea, Rhabditida, Ancylostomatidae. The transcript is spliced from 3 exons.
AUGCAAGUGCGGGGGGACAUCUGCACCGUUCAUCUCUCGUGGCACAAAAAUGACGAUUGCGGUGUGUUGUUACUGGCGACGAAAAGUGGAUCUGCUACGUCAACUGUACGGGCAAACGGCAAUGGCUCGGAGUCGGCUAAACUGGAGUUUGAACAGCUCGAUUUGAUACCAUGGGAAAAAGGAUCGACGUUGACAUGUGCUGCCUAUUGUCAGUUGUUCGGUACGGUUGCAGAAAAAAACCUUGCGGAAAACAUCGCCAUGUCUUUCUGCUCUCCGACAACGCGCGUCAGCCGUCUUCUCCGCACCAAUGGAGUACCAGGAAAGCUUGUUCGCUUGCUUGAUGACAUGAAUCAACGGACAACUACUGCAGUUGGAACGCCAGGCGGAUGUACGACACCGUUUGAGGUGGUAACCGGAGUAAGACAAGGGGCAGUGGCAGGAGUCUUCCUGUUCAAUUUUGCCACAUUAUGA